GAGAGGGGUUAUAAAAUUUGGCAUUGGUAGUUGUGAAGUAUCCGAAAUUGUCAAGCGUCGACCGCUCGGGAAUUGUCACCAGUCGUCUUCUUCAAUCUCCAUACUUCAACCACCAUGAACAUCAAGUUAGUAACUUUCACUUUUUUUCUUAAUGAAAUCUUCUUCCUAUUUGUAUCCGUCCUCGUCUUCUGCGAUUCAUCCGAAUCAAGUUUUACUCACUUUCGUAGUGUUAAGGCCAAUAUUUGUAUGUUGACAAAAAAAAAAAAAAAAGGCCAAUAUUUGUAUAUUUUCCUUUCUGUUGAUAAUUUCAACUCUACAUUUGCAUUUAAAUCGUAUACAAUCAUUUCGGUUUAAACUCAAAAUGUGAAUAUUUGUACAGAAUCUAAAGACUAUUGGCUAUAAGGUCUUGCAGUACAUCUUUAGUUUUUCUAUUCUCACAGUUUGACAUAAAAUCAAAUUAAGAAUUAGUAAGCCACAUGUUUCUCUGUUUUGAAGAUGCAUUUCUUAUGAUUUUCUUUAAAAUUUGUACUAGUAAUUUUGUGUGCAUGUGUUUCACUGAAUGUUCAUAUAUAGAAUGGGUAAGCUUUAUGGAAUCUCCAUUUCUCUCAUCCUCGUCAACUUAGCCACGAUGAUGCAACGAGCAGACGAAAAACUCAUUCCUUCGGUUGCCAAAGAAGUGAAAGAAACAUUCAAUGCAACCCUCUCUGAUAUUGGAUACCUCACAUUUAUAAGAAAUAUUGUUCAAGGACUUGCCUCUCCUUUAGCCGGUUUAUUUGUCAUCAGUUAUGACCGCCCAACAGUUUUCGCAAUCGGUAGUUUCUGUUGGGUCUUAUCAACUUUUGCAGCUGGAGCUAGCCACUACUUCAUUCAGGUUACCCUUGGUGUGGCACUCAAUGGGUUUGGACAUGCGAUUGUUUACCCAGUGCUUCAGUCGAUAAUUGCGGAUAGCUUUAGUGAUAGUUCGAGAGGUUUUGGUUUUGGUCUAUGGGGUCUCAUUGGUACGGUUGGAGGUAUAGGGGGAACCGUCGUGCCAACAAUCAUGGCUGGUCAUGAUUUCUUGGGGACCCCAGGAUGGCGAUGCGCCUUUAUAUUGAUGGCAACGAUGAGUGCGAUCAUCGGGGUUCUUGUUUUUUUCUUUGUCACUGACCCGCGGACAAAGAAAAGUAGCAGCUUCAUUUCUCAUGCUCAUGAACGAGAUGAACUAAUGGUUCAUAAAGCAAAGAACUAUGAUGCUUCAACAAUUAUGAGCUCGGUUUGGAUGGAAUCGUGGGUGGCCAUAAAAGAUGUAACCAAAUUACGAACAUUUCAGGUCAUCGUAGUGCAAGGGAUCGUGGGUUCGGUGCCAUGGACUGCAAUGAUUUUCUUCACAAUGUGGUUCGAACUUAUUGGUUUUGAUCACAAUAAGACGGCAGCUCUAAACGGCGUAUUCACCACUGGACAUGCAAUAGGAUAUUUAGUCGGAGGAAUAGUCGCAGACAAAAUGUCUCGUAUAUUCCCAAACUCAGGCAGAAUAAUGUGUGCACAAUUCAGCGUUUUCAUGGGCGCUAUAUUCUCCAUUAUUCUUUUAAGAAUGAUCCCACAGUCCAUUGACAGUUACUACAUCUUCUUGGUCACUCUUUUUCUAAUGGGUCUAACCAUAACUUGGUGUGGACCAGCCAUUAACUUUCCUAUCUUAGCUGAGAUUGUUCCUCCUAAGCAUCGAACCAUGAUCUAUGCCUUUGAUCGUGCACUCGAAGGAUCUUUGUCGUCAUUUGGUGCUCCUUUGGUUGGGAUUUUGUCGGAGAAAAUGUUCGGAUUUGACUCAAAUGGAACUGACUUUAUUAAAGAUUCUGGUCGUGCAGCCGAGGCGUUGUCCAAGGGGAUCUUCUCAAUGAUGGCUGUCCCGUUUGGAUUGUGUUGUCUUUGUUACACACCAUUAUAUUUUCUUUUUCAGAAAGAUCGAAAAAUAGCUAGAACUCCGAGUUCAAGGGAAAUAGAGAUGAUAUGAGAAUUAUCUUGUUCACAAUAAUUAAAGCUGUCUCGGCCAGUAAUUUUUUUUAACUAUGUACCGGUGAAACAAUCAGGUUUUCAUGUUUAUUUUAUAAGAAAAUAUUACAUUA
This is a messenger RNA of Arabidopsis lyrata subsp. lyrata, 2099 nucleotides long. RefSeq lists its product as uncharacterized. Gene Ontology annotation, cellular component: membrane. NCBI's taxonomy places the organism in Eukaryota, Viridiplantae, Streptophyta, Magnoliopsida, Brassicales, Brassicaceae. Gene Ontology annotation, molecular function: transmembrane transporter activity. Gene Ontology annotation, biological process: transmembrane transport. The record is from RefSeq and is a predicted model, not a curated record. Bases 560 to 1987 code for a protein of 475 amino acids. The transcript has 4 exons.